Procambarus clarkii (red swamp crayfish) is the source of this 2974-nucleotide messenger RNA. RefSeq lists its product as uncharacterized. The record is from RefSeq and is a predicted model, not a curated record. NCBI's taxonomy places the organism in Eukaryota, Metazoa, Arthropoda, Malacostraca, Decapoda, Cambaridae.
AGUAAAACAUAUAUUGAUACUAUAUAUAUUAUCAGAAGAUGCCUCAGGAAUCCCUAGAGAAUUUAGUUGAAUCCCAGGUUAGGUUACAUUACUUUUUGUAACAUAUUGUAGCCUAGUGGUUUUUUAUUAUUAUUAUUUUUUAUAGCCUAGUGGUUUAAGGCGUGUGCUCGGGAGGACCAAAUGUGCAAGGUUCAAAUCUUUCUCAUGGCUCCAACAAAUUUUAUAAUUGAUACAUCACGUUAAUGUGAUGUAUCAAUCACGUUAAAUUUGUCCGUUGGAUUCACUAUUAUCGACACUGAACGGAAACCCCUUAACUAGUUUAUUAGUAUCUCUGUUUGUGCCAAAGUCGUACAGACGGCUUUUUGCUUUUGUCCGUACCGAGUAGUACGGAUGCGUUUUCAAAGAUUAUUAGUUUUAUUGAAGAGUUAACUAAGAUGAGCAUAUGUGGGCUUUAGGGUGCUAAUGUUAUGCAAAUAAAGUUCUUAUUUUUUAUUGAAGUAAAUUUCUUCAAAUAAAUGUUGUUUAUAGAUUCAAUAAUUAACUUUAUAUAGUUUUCAAGCUGCUUAGUUUUGGAAUAUACACAGAUCAAUUAUUCAUUUGUUCUUGAAUACGACUUCUCUUUUCGUUUCAAAUUGUGUACAGCAUCAGAAAAUGUUUGAAAUUGCAUCUUGACAGUGUGAAGAAUCCCAACACAUAUUGGGGAACAAACAAGAUCGUAUCAUCUUAAUCUCUCGUGGCUCAGAUGCAACUUCCGCCUCUGAGAGCAUAAACAAAGUUUUAUCACGAUGCAUAUCUCCUCACCAUAGAUAUCUGUCAAGGGAAGGAGGGAGAGAGAGAAAGAGACAGAGGAAGGGAGGGAGACGGAGAUGGAGGCAAAUGCGGAGGAGAGAUAGAGAUGCGGAGAAAGGUGACAGGUAAAGAGAGGGAGAUGUAAAGAUGUUGGGUCGGAGAAAGACUGAUAAAGAAGGGUGUCAAGAAGAAAAAAGGCAUACAGAGGGAUACAGGAUAGGAAAGGGAAGGAAAACGAGAAAAUAAGAAAGAGGAAGGGAGAUGGCGCCUGAGGAAGACAGCAAGAGGGAGGGACAAUGAAAAACAGAGCGGAGGAACCGGAAGCGGGAGUAUAUACAUUUUAAUUUAUUUGAACAUUUAUUCCAAAACUAGAGCGGCACAUGUAAGCAUGUGUUAGGAGGCAGUGAUCGCUGAGGCGCGGCUGGGGAAGCUGCCACCAGAUGUCCCGUCCUUCAUGCUCAUUGUUUACUGAGAUGAAGGUAAUUCUGGUGGUGUUGUUGCUGACACAACUUGAGCUCUUCGUAAGGUGUGGCUCGAGGGAGUUAGGUUGCCGGGAGGUGGAACUGAUGGAACAAAUGCCCCUCAACCUCUCUCGCUACAUGAAUGGGACGCACGAGGUCCUGGACAUCGAGCUUGGCGUCCGUCCUCGGGCUAAUAAUUCAAUUUGGAACCUCAAUUUUACCUUCAACAGAGAAGACGACCAGAUAGCCUUCGUCCGCAUCUACCACAGAACAGAGAAUGUUGGCGAAAACAACACUUUGGAAAUACAGUGUUUCAACAAUACCCCUGCGAGAACAAUCAUCUCCUGGAGCGACGGCCAUUCCUUUGGAAUAUCUCGGUUCUUCAAGCUUCAGAUCACGUCAAAUCAACAACUUCUGGUCCACGAUACAACUGGAGAUCAAGUGGAAAAAUUGUUAUCAGAAUUUUGUGAAGUUGAUCUUGGCGCCAUCAACCUGACAGUUGAGAGUACCCCGCCUGGUCAACUCAUACUCAUCCUAUCCUGCGUCAGUGAUGUUUCCAGCAUCUGCAAGAGCUGGAAGUGUAUUAUAACCACCGCAUCCUUGGUGAGUGUGCUGCUGGUAUCGGCGGGUGUGGUGUGGAUAGUAAGCAGGAGGAGGAUCGCCAAGAUACUGAGUCACAAAAGGCUGACCAUGGCUGAGUAUUCUCACGAAGAAACAGGCCAAAACGCGCCCCUGCAGGAGGAACCGCAGCCUCCCAAGCCCCAACAGAGGAAGCCAGUGCCCUCCCCGCGCACUGUCUUCCUACACAGACGUGAACGAGCUGCGGAUGCCCUCUCCACCUCAUCCAUCUCAUCUAAAUUUUCUUUUGGCAGUACCACCACCAUGCCCAGCUCAGUGGUCCUGCCAGCUACGGUCCCAUCCGUGCCUACCAGCCCAUCGUUCUCCGUCGGGAGCGUUGGCACACUGCCUGAAUUUUCCCUGAACUCACCGAACCUCGACACGCACGAGGUCACGACGGGCACCCACAGCUGCCAGGUUUCCCCAGUGCCCCAACCGGACACUCCCCCUGCUGAAGCAGCAACCCUCAGGCACGCCUCAACACUGCAACAGCAGCACACGGGAGACAGCGAGGAACAUGUUUACGAGCGAGCAACCUAUCUUUUCGACAUCUAGACGCUCUUUGGAGCAUCAUCAGGCUAAACAUCUGUCGAAACUUUGACACCAUAGGUCAACACCGUAACACAGACGUCACCCAAAAAACGACUGCAUUCGUAAAGGCUUAUCACGAUGCGCGUUCAACCACCUGCACUGAGGUCGUUCGAACAGCUGUUCUAUUUAAACAAUAGAGCUGCUCCAUUUAAACAAUAAAGGUCAAACAGCCCGUCCUCCUAAGGUUUCCCAACGGCAAGAAACUGUCCUACGAAAACACCAAUUCCUACUCUACCAGAGGACCCAAAACAGAAAACGGGAAAGUAUGUAAAUUUCCCGAGCUACUACCAAUUUCUAGUACAAUUUUUGGCCUUAGGCAGAGUAUACGUCAAAAUGCGAUAUUCUAUUAGGACAGGUUGAACCAUUGGGAUCACACCCGGCUUACAGAGCCCGUUCCCCGAGAUUGUCCACCAGGCUGCGCUGGAGAAACGUGCAUACUUAUACAUAUUACAAUAUAUUCAGAAACACAUUUGAGAUUUACAUAUUAUGGAACUGUUAACAAACGUUAACCUCAA